GGGAAAUACACAACAACACAGCCUAACUUUUCAAAGAAACACGAAGAACUCUCCUUGUAAAGAGGAAGGAAUAUGCCGAUUAGGCAGAACGCGUGACAUGACGCGUUAGUUUGCGUCAUUCGUAUCAAUGACAUCAUCAAUGACGCUGCAGUGAGAGUGAGAGUCAUGAGAGUGUCAUGUCAUGCUGAGUGGGAGGCUGGCCCCUCACUUGAUCUGCAUGGAACUUCGACAUAAAUAUGGCUUCUUCUCACUCUCAUCACCAGGGCAGCUGAGAGCUUGCGGCGGUUUCCUCUACCCUGUCUGCUAAAAGAAAAAAAAAAGGAAAAAAAAGAGGAAACCCCACAACGUGGUCAGAAAAAGCGAAUUCAGAAUGCUCCUGUGGCGGAGACAAGCGGCCAAGCCUUCAUUGUCGGCCUGUCUCCCGAGUGGAAGAUGAAUAUCGAGUAUGUUGAAGUGGAAGGGUCAAGUCACUCCUCCAUCUUGCAGUUGGUGGAGGUCUCUGGCUCGGCAUCGGAGGGGACCUUCAGGUCCGAGGCGGACGCUUUGCGUCGUCAACGCAAGGACUUUACCGAGAAGGCCCUUGACAUCUUGAAUGACCUGCGGGGCAGCGGGGAGCUGUGCGACGCCAUCCUCAGGGUGGAUAACUGUUCUUUCGUCGUGCAUCGCAACAUCCUGUCUGCGUCCAGCAGCUACUUCAAGGCCCUGUUUACCAACAAAGCUUUCCAAACUCACGAACCGCCACAGCUGCAGGAAGUCCAGCUGUCCGAUGUGUCUUCUGACAUCGUGGCCCACCUCAUCGACUUCGCAUACAGCCGCCAGGUUCUCAUCACAUCCGACAAUGUGGAGUCCCUUCUGCUCGCUGCCGACAGGUUCCUGAUGGCACCGUUGGUAAAGUCAUGCUGCGAGUUUCUCAAGCGACAGUUGGCGCCGGAGAACUGCCUGGGCAUUGCAGUCUUUGCUCGCACUUACUUCUGGUCUGGCCUGGAGAAGGCCGCCAUGCAGUUCGCGUAUCACAACUUCAACGACCUCGUGGCCAGGAGCGAGGAGUUUCUCGACCAAGAGGUGGAGAACCUGUGCGAGCUGCUGUCGUCUGACAACCUCAACGUGCGCAAUGAGGAGCUGGUGUUCGAGGCGUCGUGUAAGUGGGUGCAUCACCGCGAACUGUCGAGGCGCCAGGAGAUGGGGCGGCUGCUGAAGACGGUGCGCAUGGGCUUCCUGACCAUCAAGUACGUGGUUGAGACCGUUAAGCCUCACUCCUACGUCCGCGAGAACGAGGAGGCCAAGAACCUGACGCUCGAGGUUCUCAAGUACUUGUGCAACCUCAAUGUUGACCCAAGGCAACAGGUCCAGCUUGAGCUGAGCUUUCCAUUGACCAGGCCGCGAGUGCCGCACGAAAUCUUAUUCGUGAUCGGUGGAUGGAGUGGCGGCUCACCGUGCAACAUAGUGGAGACCUAUGACACACGGGCGGACCGAUGGCUGGUGGCAGGGUCUGCGGACAGAGGACCUCGUGCUUAUCAUGCUUGCGUUGUAAUCGACGAAGUCAUUUACGUGGUGGGAGGGUUUGAUGGCAUAGAGUAUUUCAACAGCUGCCGCAAGUUCUACCCUUCAAAACUGCUCUGGACGGAAGCACCACCCAUGAACUCAAAAAGGUGCUAUGUCAGUGCCGUGGGGCUGAAAGGUAUGGUGUACGCGAUGGGUGGUUUUGACGGCCAUGUUCGCCUCAACACGGUAGAACGCCUCAAUCCAAACACCAAUCAGUGGAGCUACAUCCAACCCAUGAUGCAUCAGCGCAGUGACGCCAAGGCCACCGUUCUGGACGACAAGAUCUACAUCUGCGGCGGCUUCAAUGGCCAGGAGUGCCUGAACACGGCAGAGUACUACAAUCCGUCCACUAACCAUUGGACACUAAUCACCCCCAUGAGGAACAGACGGAGCGGGGUGGGAGUCAUCGCCUACAAUGGCAUGAUCUACGCGCUGGGUGGCUUCAACGGCAUCACGCGAAUGAACGGUGAGCGCUACUCUCCCGAGACCCGCUCCUGGACCACUAUCCCGGAGAUGUUCAGCCCGCGCAGCAACUUCGCCAUUGGCGUCAUCGACGACAUGCUGUUCGUCAUCGGUGGCUUCAAUGGCGUGACUACUAUCAGUCACGUUGAGUGUUACGACUCCCUGGCCGGCGAGUGUGGCGAAUGGUACGAUGCGGCGGAGCUCAGUCUGUACCGCAGUGCCUUGUCGGCAUGCGUAGUGGCCAACAUCCCCAACGUGCAACAGUUUGUCACCAUACCCUCCACGCCGGGAACCCUCACUCUCAACUCCACAGACAGCAACCUCAACAUGGGGAACGCGUCAUCGCCAGUGCCUUUAGAUGAUGUUCCACAGCAACAGAAUGUGAACAUACUCAAUCAACUGUCGUGAUUUUAGUUUUUGUAAUUGGGGUCUGCUCUGUUUACCAUAUAUAAUGAAGCUAGACCUCGAGUGGUGAUAGAUACCCUGAGGAAAAUACCUUCUCUAGGUGACCCUUGAAGCAAACCCAUUAUUCCCUUCAUUAAUUAACCUUGACCCCAAACCGGAAAAGGUCAGGGAGUAUCUCUAUUGAUCAGUAGUCAGAAAUGUGAUCGAAGUGAACUUCUCAAUAGGUGAGGGUUUAAUGCAGUGGGGAGAGGUAGGGUUAACUCCUUUAGUAGUCUCAAGAACGGGUCAGUGAUAGGAACGAUAUGACGUGUUUGCUCGCCAUCGCACGAUAAACAGUACAGAAUGAAAGUUGCAAAACUGAGCACAAAAGCGUCGGUAUCCGCCCUAGAUUCAUUCCUUUGUCAUUCUGUGAGAAUAUGACGGGUGUGUACACAACAACGUAUGCUAUCGAGCUACGCCGAAGAACGACAUCCGUUGAUGCCAUCUGAAGCAUGUUGUCAUUGAGAUGAAAAUUAAACCAAAUUAAAUUAAGUCAAGUGGAAUGAACGAAAGAGUGAGUGCAAUCAAGCUACUCAAGAUUUUGCCAGCAUGCGUUUGGCUGUGUGUGUGUGUGUGUGUGUGUUUUUUUUUGUUUCUUUUUUGUUCCUAGUUGUAUGAACAUCAUUGCGCAUUUUGUCUGAUCGUCAGUCUGCAAGAAAAUGCAAGUGAGUGCGUAUUAGAGUAACUGAAACAAUCUUGUGUAGUGUACCUUUGUGUGGCUUUAUGUACUCGCGAUUUUCUGCGACAUCCUUGAAUUGUACAAUAAACCGACCAAACCAUC
Pomacea canaliculata is the source of this 3229-nucleotide messenger RNA. RefSeq names its product kelch-like protein 10. Gene Ontology annotation, molecular function: protein binding. The record is from RefSeq and is a predicted model, not a curated record. Lineage: Eukaryota; Metazoa; Mollusca; Gastropoda; Architaenioglossa; Ampullariidae.